GAAGCUGAGCUGCUGGGUAGGGGGAUGGGAUUAAUCAAGUGGCCUGGGUGGGGUCGGACCCUUCUGCCACUCAGGGUUUGGCAUCUCUGGCUGAUCCCUGUACCCAGGUACUGCUGGGUACAAUGCUCCAGGCCCACUGCCUGGGCUCACAGCCUCGUUUCCAGGGGGUUGGGUGGUGCUCCAAGCCUCAGUUUCCCCACUGUGGAGGGGAUGCUGCUGGAGGGAUGAGGAUCAUAGAGCACAGCCUGGCAGCUUCUGUGCCCGCUGUCCCUGCGGACCUGGGCUGUGGGACGGGCAGGCUUCCCCAUCAGGGCAGGGCCUGCCAGGGGCACAGCACCCUCACAUGCCCACACUGGGGGCUCCGUGGCUCUGGCUCCGUGGUGCUGCCUGCACCUCUCAGGGCUGGAAGCUGCCUGUCCCGCCAGCCUUUGGUUUCUAUCUCAGUCAUCCCUGCCCUGGAGCACAGACCUCCCACUGAGGGAGCAUCCCCACAGAGGGCCAGAGGGCAGACAGCGGCAGCCUUGAGAGCCCCAGGAGAAGCAGAUGUGGAUUCCUGCUGUGAUGCCACCAAGGACUGUUCUGGAAGAGGAUGCCCACUGGUGAGUGAGACACAGAAUUCUGGAAGGUUCUUUGUCUCUGACUGUGGGGGUGAGUCCUCUGUUGGCCUCCCCGGUGAGAUCUGGAAACCAGCAGGACUCAGGACGGCCAGGCAGGCUGAGCGAUGCCCAGUUCCGGCUGUCCCCGGGAAUGUCUUCUGUGUUGGAAAUGACCCAGGAGAGGCUCAGGCCUCAGGGCCAGACAGGCCAGGGACCACCGGGGCAGGGACAGUGCACAGGGCCACCCCCCGUUCCUGUUGUACUCAGACAUGGGGGUCUCUCAGGGUCCAGACAUGUGGCCCAGCCUUGAGGGAGGGGCUUCCAGGACCGCUGGCCGGACAGCUGCUGAUGGUGCUGUGGGGUCGACUCUGUCCCCAUCUGGAUCGGUGUUGGAGGGCGGCAGCGGUGCGGACCCCUCGCAGCCAGGUCUGGCUGACCUUUAGGGUGACCUGGCCAUCUGUUUCCUGGUCUCUGGGGCUGGUGGACUGGAGCCUAGCAUGGCCACUCGUGGGUCUGUCUGUCAUGCCUGCUGCCCUGUGGGUUUGGGUCAUGUCUUGUACUGCUUUGGCAGCCACCACACCUGUGGUGCUGUGACCCCGAUAAAACAUCCUGUGACGAAGGCACGCGGCGGUCCCCCGCAGGGAGGGCUGUGGCAGGAGGCUCCCAGGGAUGGGUUUUUGAUGGACUCCGUGACACUGUGGUCAUAAUAAUCACUCCAGUACCACAGUGACACAGACCUCACUCCAAACCCACCCAGGCCUGGGGAAACCCAGGAUGUCCAGGGCUGACCUGAGGAGGCAGCAAGGCCCCGAGGGGAGGCUGUGGGCCCAGCGCUCUCAGGUCUGCUGUGAGGACACUCGGGUCUGCCCCUCGCUUAGGUGGACAGUGUCCGUGGCCACCUGUGUCCUGGGGUUCCUCCUCAGUCUUGCGUCAGUCGCUACCCGCCCCGUUGCCAUGUCCUUUCGGGUUCCUAAAUUGCCCACAAGUCACACAGGCAUCGCUCUGGGGCUUUUUAUGUUCCCAGGGAACCAGGUGCCUCCACCCAGAAAGGUCAGAUGUAGGAGAGUUCCAGAGUCAUUUCCCAACCCUGGAUGGACCCCUGCAGCCUCAGUGCUACUCAGGUUCCAGCCAGACCUGGAGCAUGUGCAGGUGAGGCCCCAGGCAAGGUGAAUCCCAGGCCAGGUGAGGUCCAGGCCAGUGAGGCCCCAGGCAAGGUGAAUCCCAGGCCAGGUGAGGUCCAGGUCAGUGAGGCCCAGGUCAGGUGAUGUCCAGGCCAGGUAAGGUCCUAGCCAGGUGAGGCCCAGGACAGGUGAGGCCAAGGUCAGCUUAAGCCCAUGUCAGGUGAGGCCCAAGCCACGUGAGGUCCAGGUCAGGGGAGGCCAGGUGGACUUGUGAGGCUUCUGUAGUUUACCUCGGUGCCGAGCCUUUCUGGUGUCCCUGCCCCUCCUCCCAGCCCCCGCUCUGUGCCUGCCAGAUGGCAGCCACUGCCCAGGUGGUGCUGGCUGUGGAGGAGCUGGGCUCUGCCUCCCUGUGCAUGAGCGUCCCUCUCAGGCUCUGGCGGGGGAGUGUGGCUGAGUUGCUUCUCUCCAGAAUGCACCGACUGUGCCAUCCU
Cercocebus atys (sooty mangabey) is the source of this 2208-nucleotide messenger RNA. RefSeq lists its product as uncharacterized. The transcript is spliced from 3 exons. The record is from RefSeq and is a predicted model, not a curated record. The coding region runs from base 123 to 1190 and encodes 355 amino acids. NCBI's taxonomy places the organism in Eukaryota, Metazoa, Chordata, Mammalia, Primates, Cercopithecidae.